CGCUAAUUUGUGUAUAAAUCUGGGAGGAUUGAAUCGAUGAACUAACUUUGAAUAAUAUAUCCCUUUUGCAAAUGUUUGAUGUUUAAAUUUUACAAACGGUGCAUAUUUCAAGGUGAAACUGAUAAGCGUUGAAAAAUGUUGACUUUGAUCGUCCAACACCCCGUCAAUUUUUAUCACGUGAGUCAAUACUCCACCAAUGGGAAAAUAAUUCUAUUUGUUGACCUGGUGCACGUGGAUCAAUUUAAUUUCAACACGCAUGUGCAAUAACCUCAUAACCCUAGAACCUGACGUCUGCUAAGAAUGACAGUCCCUGGUCACACGUCGAAUAUGGAGGAAAAACAGCAAUCGGUGUCGGGGACUCCGAAUGAAGCAAAUCUUUUGAAAUUAAUGGAACGCACCGGUUACCCAAUGGUGCAAGAAAAUGGACAGAGAAAAUAUGGACCGCCGCCCGAUUGGAAUGCCCAAAAUCCACCUCGUGGAUGCGAGAUUUUUGUGGGCAAAAUACCAAGAGAUUGCUAUGAAGAUGAACUAGUUCCUGUUUUUGAGCGUGUUGGAAAGCUUUAUGAACUCAGGCUAAUGAUGGACUUUUCAGGGAGCAACAGAGGGUAUGCAUUCGUGAUGUAUACGAAUCGUGCCGACGCACAGAAAGCGGUCCGGGAACUGAAUAACUUUGAAAUUAGAAAGGGACGAUUGUUGGGUGUAUGUACCUCUGUUGAUAACUGUCGUCUGUUUGUCGGUGGAAUUCCGAAAAUGAAGAACAGAGAAGAAAUACUUCAAGAAAUGAAAAAAGUCACAGAGGGAGUAGUGGAUGUGAUUGUGUACCCAAGUGCUGUGGAUAAAAGCAAAAACCGGGGGUUUGCGUUUGUUGAAUAUGAAAGUCAUCGAGCUGCAGCUAUGGCAAGGAGAAAGUUGAUUCCGGGUAGAAUUCAAUUGUGGUCCCAUCAGAUUGCUGUGGAUUGGGCAGAACCCGAGCAAGACGUCGACCAAGAAACGAUGUCCAAGGUGAAAAUACUCUAUGUACGAAACUUGAUGUUAAGUACUACAGAGGAAACUAUACAAAAGUUCAUGAACUCAAAGUUGGGGAAGGAAAAUGCUGUGGAACGUGUGAAAAAGAUUAAAGAUUAUGCCUUUGUUCAUUUUAAAGACAGAGAUGAUGCUCUCCAGGCUAUGGAACUAACAAACAAUGCAACUAUUGAUGGAGCCCGAGUAGAAGUUGUACUCGCAAAACCAGUUGAUAAAAAUGAUUAUAGGAACUACACUAGAGGCAAAAGUGCAUUUCAACAGGAUGAUAUUGAGGAAACUUUAGAGGCACAAUUAAAGCAACUUUCAUUUGAGGCAUUCAGUGGAUACAACUUGUACAGCGAUCAAGCUAUGAUUAAUCAAAUUUUUCCUCAAUCUGGCAGGGACUUUCAAGGCAGGACUGCUGUGGGGAUAAGAGGUGCUUUGAGAGGGAGAGGCCGGGGUGCUGCAGGGUCUCGUGGUGCUGGAAAUCAAAGAGCUAAUAUAAUACCUGGAUUAAUGGGGAGGGGCCUUCGAAGAUUUCCUCAUGAGAUUUUAGAUGACUUUUGUCAGAAAAAUGGCCUUGGUUCCCCAAUUUACCAACUUCACUCAACUGUGAAUGGGGAUGCUCAGUUAUUCUUGUACAAGGUCACUAUUCCAGCUUAUCCCAAUCCAUUUCAACCCAAUAAGUUAUGUCGUACAGUUGAUGAUGCUAAAUGCUAUGCAGCAGAAUUUGUUAUGUCUCAAAUGGGCAUUCCAUUGGAUGGUCCUCCAGAGAUGCCUACAGGUCCUGUAGUGGCUUCUACCCCUGUCGCCCCUAACCCAUAUCAGGGGCGACCCAUAGGACCUGCUUAUGCAUCCAUUCCAAGUGCUGUGUCUGCCCGUCCAGACCUGACUUUUGCUUCCACCAUGCCGGUGGUUACUAGUGCACCGCCUUCCUAUGUAAUGGCACCAGGGGAGGUACCACCACCACCUCAAAACUGUCUUCUUUUAACAGUUGCUGCUUAUGACACAGGAUACAUGAAGUGAGAUUACAUACAACUCUUCAUCAACAUACAUGUGACAGAUUUGCAUAAUAUUUUUAUUUUCUUAAUAGUUUGAAAUGGGAGAAAUAGAAGCAAAAUUAGUCAUAUGUCAGUCUAGUGAUCAUGAUUCUGACAUUUUAAUUUGCAGUGUUGAUUUGUGGAUAUUGGUUGUAUUUUAAAAUGACAUGGUUGAAAAAGUUUACACUUUUAAAACUGAAGGACAGGAGAUAUUGUAUCUGUUGGUAUUAUUCUAGUUGUUACAUGUAUUAUUGCAUGCAAUUUUAAUGUUAAAUGUUGACACCAUUUUAACUUUUAACAGUGUUCUAUUGAACACGUAUGUUCACUUAAGAUUUUAUUCUCACCUUUUGAGGAUACCUUUUUUUUGUAACUUUUUUUUUACAAAGGUGAAAUUUUAAUAUUGAUGGAACCAAAUAAGAAUGAGUUGCAUGAUAUUGUACCACAAAACAAAUAUUUGUUUAACUAUUACAUCUCUUAAAUUUUGUUUUAAUCUGUGUAUCUCUUGGACAUGUGAAAUUGAUCCCUGUUGAGUUUUAGAACGAUGUAUGGUACAAUAUCGUUUGCCAAUAUAACAGUUCUUUUAAUUUAUGGAUGAGAAAGCUGUUGAUUUGUGAAUAUUAUACAACUACCCCCUUGUGCAUUGCCAUCAAUAGUGCCAAAAGUUUCAUUAUUUCUUUUUUUUAUGUAACAUUAGUGUAUAGUAAAAAGGUAGAAAAAUUGGCAAUGUUUACAACAUAAUAAUUAAUGUAACACUAGUAAAUUAAAGUUAAAAGUGCUUGAUCUUGUGAAAAAAAUCAAUCAAAUUUGUUGUAAAUUACUACAAGGAAAACUUAAUUCCACUUGAUAAGUAAAUGUGCAACAUCGUAAUUUUGAAUUUAUAGCGUGUUUAAGGAAAGGAAAGUGGUUAUACAUCAUGGCAAAAAAAGUGUUCACCUUCAUUAACAAACUUGCCAGUUUACUGUUAUUAAUCAACCUCACCAAAUAGGUAUUGUUAUAGGUGAACAUGAGAAUGUUCACAGGCGAAACUCGAGUGUCUCUCAUUUGAAAUGCUUGAAAUAUCUGUUGAUCCUGAGUAACAAGAAUGUGCUUUGCAGAUAUUGCAGGUUUUCUUUUUGUUUUUUUUAAGCAUACUAUAUAUGUAGAACCUAGCUGAUUCUUACUUGGGCAGUCUGAUUCAUAGAAAUGCAUGUUUAUUUUUGGUUAAAGGACAAUGUUUCUUAAUUUGUUUUCUUUUUGUUAAUUAUUUAGUUUGGUGGUGGUAAUUAUAAUUUGUAAUGUAGAAUUUUUGUAGUAUUUUGUCAAUUAUAAGGUAAUCAGAUUUUUUUCUUUUUGUAUUAUUUAGUGAUGUUAAUAACCAGCUUUCAUUUGGUUUGUCCAAUUUUUUUUAGUCAUUCAUUGUCUGUCAGAUAGAACCUCUGUGGUGCUUAUUUAAAUGUAAAACUGCAUGUGUUUAAUGUUUUAGUUAUUCUUGUGUUUAGUGUGUUUGUUGCUUUAUUUUGAUUAAUAUUAUUUGCUUUUAGUUUGCCUUUUAUGCAUAUCAUUAUCAAGCACAAUUAUUUGAUUUUUAGAGAAAGUGUCCAAAAGACUUUUGAACUAAUCAUACAGAUAGCUUGCCAUCAACCAAACUAAACCAAUAAUACAUUUUUAUGCCUAGCUAAACAGAUCUAUCCUUGACAAUUUGUUCAACAUAGAAGUGAUCUUUGUAUUUUAUAACACUCAGGAAGAGAUGUUCUUCAUUCCCUUGCCUAGCAUAUCUGUGAUAAAUUGUGUUGGGUAGCUCUAAAGCAAUUUUUCUUUCUGUAUGGAACCUUAAUAUUGCAGCAUUAUUUAGAGAAUAUUUGUAUAUUGGAGUUAAUUUGUUCUUGAAUUCAUGAGACUCAAGAAAGGGAUUGGAACAUUUUGUUUACAAGUCUAUUAAUCAGGUAAAGAUAGAAAUUUAUUUUCUCAGAAAAUAUUGCUAAGGAGCUACCAUAAUGUAUACACAAUCCAUUUUUAAUUUUUUGCAAAAACCCAUAUGCAAGACGUAAAUCAUGAUAUUAAGUCACAGAAUUAUGGUGUUAAACUCGAACCCCUCAAAAAGACUUUACAGGGAGAUCCGAAUUGUGUUGUAAUGUGAGAGCUUUGUUACAACUGAAAACUUGAGAACAUUAUUUGUAUUCUUAGUGUAGGUAUCUUUACACUAUUUUUUUUCCAUUUGUUAUGAUUUGUUGAGAUAUAAUUCAGGUGUAGAUUGGUUGCCAUUGUGCAGAGGCAAAUUUUGUUACGAUUUGUUCCAUAUAAUCUGGUUAAGUAACUUCACAUUCCAAUAUGUACAAUUUGAUAAACAUAUAUCAACAUUCCAUUGUAUCAAUCAGAGCUUAAAUAAAUGUUAGUCAUCUGUAUACAAA
Magallana angulata is the source of this 4429-nucleotide messenger RNA. Its product is annotated as APOBEC1 complementation factor-like. The coding region runs from base 301 to 2028 and encodes 575 amino acids. Gene Ontology annotation, molecular function: mRNA binding. The record is from RefSeq and is a predicted model, not a curated record. The transcript has 10 exons. Lineage: Eukaryota; Metazoa; Mollusca; Bivalvia; Ostreida; Ostreidae. Gene Ontology annotation, cellular component: nucleus.